UUGCCCCUGACUCCUUCAGCAGAGGGAUACACGACCACACACGGCAAACAAUGGAGGCGUCGCUGACCGCGGCCGCCGCCGCUACCUCGUCGUUUCCGCCGCAAAUCCGUCGCCGAAUCAUCAAAUUCGACCCGCUCGUGCUCCCUAGGCGACCCCAAUUCGGGGACUCCAAGAUCUGGACCGCCAACUUCCGGGGACACCUGGCUGCGGCCUCGGCAUCCACGCCGCCGCCGCCGGGAGGCGGCCUGUACCCGGCGGCGACCUACGAACUGACGCCGGAUAACGUCGACCGCGUCCUCGACGACGUGCGCCCCUACCUCAUCUCCGACGGCGGCGACGUGGCCGUCGUGUCCGUAGAGGACGGCGUCGUCUCCCUUAGGCUUGAAGGGGCGUGCAGCAGUUGUCCCAGCUCGACGACGACGAUGAACAUGGGCAUCGAGCGAGUGCUCAAGGAGAAGUUCGGUGACGCCAUCAAGGACAUCCGCCAGGUGUUCGACGGGGACCAGCAGCCGGAGGAGACGACGCCUGAGGCGGUGAACCGGCACCUGGACAUACUGCGGCCGGCGAUCGCGAACUACGGCGGGAGUGUGGAGGUGCUUGCCGUUGACGGCGAGGACUGCCUGGUUAAGUAUGACGGCCCAGAGUCCAUCGGGAGUGGAGUGAAGGCAGCCAUCAAGGAGAAGUUCCCCGACAUCACGAAUGUGGUGUUCACCCAGUGAUCUACAGGUAGGCUGGCCGGCUUGAUGCCAUCCCAGUGCAGUAAAAUGGCGACAUGUACGAAAUGCAGCGAGAUUUUGUUUCGAUGUAUUGUCUAGACAAGAGUUUCGAUGUUUCGUUUGGGUAGAAAAAGUUGCAGCGCACGCAAACACUACGAUGGAAAAUGAAAUGGAAUAAUUUCUGCAUUUUGGAUA
This is a messenger RNA of Aegilops tauschii subsp. strangulata, 911 nucleotides long. Its product is annotated as nifU-like protein 1, chloroplastic. The record is from RefSeq and is a predicted model, not a curated record. NCBI's taxonomy places the organism in Eukaryota, Viridiplantae, Streptophyta, Magnoliopsida, Poales, Poaceae. Gene Ontology annotation, cellular component: mitochondrion. Gene Ontology annotation, molecular function: iron ion binding; iron-sulfur cluster binding. Gene Ontology annotation, biological process: iron-sulfur cluster assembly.